This is a messenger RNA of Vavraia culicis subsp. floridensis, 768 nucleotides long. RefSeq lists its product as uncharacterized. The record is from RefSeq and is a predicted model, not a curated record. Lineage: Eukaryota; Fungi; Microsporidia; Pleistophoridae. The coding region runs from base 1 to 768 and encodes 255 amino acids. The transcript has a single exon.
AUGUACAGAAAUUAUCUUCCGGUCAUACUCUUUCUGUUCCAUUUGGUUUCCACCAUGCUAUUUCCGAAUCCAAGACGGCAAAAGAUCAACUAUUUUCUUCAGUAUUUUGCUCGUGGAAUGAUUCUUAGCAUGAUGGUCGUGUGCAUGCUACCAGGCAUCUUCAAAAGCAGUUCGUUCUUGCCGAUAGCAUGCACAUUUUUGCCGUUUAUACUGCUGAGUCUGUUUGAACGAAUAUCAGCGAAAAGCGAGAGUAUGAGUGAAGCAGAAAGAUCUACUUUCAUGAAGAAACUGAGCCGCAGACAGAACAUAAUAUUUGUUCUUGCGGUUCUUCUCCACACACUAAGCGAUACGAUUUGCAUUAUGGACGUGCCUGACAUCAACCUGCUGAAGUCUAUGGUGGGAUAUGGCAUACAGAAAUUCUUGGAGUCGUCGCUGAUCGCAAUAUUUAUCCAUUUAACCGAGAUCAGAAUGCCACUCACCUAUUCAAUCGUAUACAUGUACGCAUUGAGUGCUCCAGUAGGAGCACUGCUGGGUAUGUACACUCGAGGACAUACAUCGGUAAACUGUGCAGAUCUCAAAUGUGGUCUGACGGGAGUGUCGUUCGGUCUGCUAUUUUUUAACUUUGUCAGCGAAUUGUUGUCAGGAGGCAUCCAUCACCAGGAUGUUUUACACGGGAAGUAUGAUAGCAUGGGUCUACUUGCAUACGGAUUAGGAUUUUUUGCUAUGACUGUUGCGGGAUAUUCGUUCACAGUUUUAUCGAAGGUUUAA